CUCGCUUCGAUGAUAUUUUGACAAUUCAUAAGUCAUCUAUUUUCAAAAUCUAAACAAAAUGUUCGGCUCAUCAUCAAAAUUUCUUGCAAUAGUUUUAAUUUUACUCAUCCCCACUUUUGUACCAAAUAAAUCAAUAUCAUCCGCGGCAUUGCUAACAGUAAACCCAGACGUUUUUACAAUUAAAAAGGCGGUCGAAAAUCGUACGUCAUUCUGUUCUAAAGGCUGUUUCCUGCUACGAAGGGCCUCCGCUGAAGAGCUUACUCGAAAGUUCGUUCGGUCUGCAGCGCAUGGUUUAAAAAAAAUAGACGGUGGCGCUCAGCCGAUACUAGAAAGCUGCCUCAAGAUAUAUCUAUUAUGGGUUGCUAUUUCAUGCAUCAUACUUUGCGUUUAGAUUACCCGGAACUUUCAAAGAUGAAUUAACAAUAAAUACAUAUGCCGGUUUUCAAA
Molecule: messenger RNA, 447 nt
Organism: Hermetia illucens (black soldier fly)
Lineage: Eukaryota; Metazoa; Arthropoda; Insecta; Diptera; Stratiomyidae
Exons: 2
Coding region: 59-391 (110 amino acids)
Source: RefSeq, a predicted model, not a curated record